AUGGCCCCCGCAACCGUCCCCUGUCAGUAUCGGACGGGCAAAACCCUCGGCAGCGGCACAUACGCUAUCGUGAAGGAGGCAGUACACAUCAAGACUGGCAAGUACUAUGCUUGCAAGGUCAUCAACAAGAAACUCAUGGAGGGGCGGGAGUACAUGGUACGGAACGAGAUUGCGGUGUUGAAGAAGGUGUCCAAGGGUCACAGAAACAUCGUUACCCUUCAUGACUAUUUCGAGACGGCACACAACCUCUAUCUUUGCUUUGACCUGUGUACGGGCGGCGAGCUCUUCGAUCGCAUAUGCGCCAAGGGCAACUACUACGAAGAGGAUGCUGCUGCGCUGGUACGGACGAUCAUGGGUGCAGUGAAGUACAUUCACGAGUGUGGUAUCGUACACCGAGACCUCAAGCCCGAGAACCUCCUCUUCCGUACGAAGGACGAAGAUGCAGAUAUCAUGAUCGCCGACUUUGGUCUCAGUCGGGUAAUGGACGAUGAGAAGUUCCAUCUCUUGACAGAGAUAUGCGGAACGCCAGGCUAUAUGGCUCCUGAGAUCUUCAAGAAGACCGGCCACGGGAAGCCUGUCGAUGUCUGGGCUAUGGGCGUCAUCACAUACUUCCUGCUUUGUGGAUACACUCCAUUUGACCGUGAUACCCAACAACAGGAGAUGGAGGCUAUCAUUGCCGGUGACUACCGCUUCGAGCCUGACGAGUAUUGGUCGAACGUCUCCCAGACCGCGCGUGACUUCGUCUCGGAAUGCCUGACGAUCGACCCCACGUCGCGCCCAACCGCGGCGGAGGCGCUCAAGCACAAGUGGCUCGCAUCGGAGCAGCCGCACUUUGUGCCCGACCCGCAGAGCUCCUCGGGCCGGCCGACGAACCUGCUGCCGCAGAUCCAGAAGGCGUUCGACGCGAAGAAGACGUUCCGCAAGGCGGUGUUCUCGAUGAUCGCGACGAAGCGCAUGUCGCUGCUCGCGGGGCUGUCGCCGACGGCGCAGACGCUGAGCGAGCACAUCGCGCAGUUCAAGGAGGAGUCGGAGAAGGAGCAGGUCGACGAGGGUCGCAGCGUGACGCACUACGACGAGCACGGCACCGAGCACUCGGAGUCGCGCGAGGAGCUCAAGAAGCAAGACGACGUCUCCCAGUCCGAGGCGGAGGGACACACCGCGCUCGUGACCAAGCUAGACAGCUUGUCUGUAUGA
Molecule: messenger RNA, 1194 nt
Organism: Dichomitus squalens LYAD-421 SS1
Lineage: Eukaryota; Fungi; Basidiomycota; Agaricomycetes; Polyporales; Polyporaceae
Product: Pkinase-domain-containing protein
Exons: 11
Coding region: 1-1194 (397 amino acids)
Biological process (GO): cellular response to oxidative stress; protein phosphorylation
Molecular function (GO): calcium/calmodulin-dependent protein kinase activity; ATP binding; calmodulin binding
Source: RefSeq, a predicted model, not a curated record